Molecule: messenger RNA, 3564 nt
Organism: Dalotia coriaria
Lineage: Eukaryota; Metazoa; Arthropoda; Insecta; Coleoptera; Staphylinidae
Product: DENN domain-containing protein 2B-like
Exons: 6
Coding region: 563-3454 (963 amino acids)
Source: RefSeq, a predicted model, not a curated record
GUAGCCUGCGCAAACGUCGAUCGUGACCUGCGUAUGUUUCUGUUUUCUCAUAUGCACAUAUCAUAUUCAUUUACACGCUUGCGCACCCAACACAACAGACAACCAUUCACAUCACGCCGAACGUACGCACACAUAUGUGCGUCGUGCACGUACGUGCGCACACAAUAGCAUCUACAAGAAGUUUUGUUAUUAAUUAACGACCCGUUUCCUGUGUUUUUUGUUCAUUUCGCUCGGAAGAUCGGGCUCAUUUACGAUCGCAACAAUACAAUAACAAAUCAAGUUCACACCGAGUCUCUUCGCUGUGCGGUCCGUACUCUGCACUGAUGUGUAAAACUUAUUCAGUCGGUGAAAUGUUUGUCGUGUGCUCGUAUUAUUGACCUAACCCGCAUUCGGAUUGCAAAAAAUCGCUAACAACGACGUAUUAUUCAAUUCGGAGCGUCGCGAGUGAUAUGAAUUACAUCGGCUGUUACUGUUACCAAUUCGUGGCAUGUUUGUCGUCUGCGAGCGUCGCCGACGAUACCUGUUGCUGUAUGAAUACCCGACUGUUGCGUUGUGCUGAACAAUGAAUCGAUUUAAGGACGCCGAAACAAACAGAAGUAACAACAUGGUGAUGUCAAUCAAGAGCAAGUUUGAGCAAAAGGAGAACACUGAGAAUAGUGUGCAAGAACCGCCGGAGCAACGCACCAAGACAUUACCGAGCUUAUCAAGACAACUCAGUGAUCCUGUGAAGGUGAAACGAACGCCAGCAUUUCGGUCGGAUCAGAAACCCUUUCAGCGUGGAAACGCAAACGCCACCAGCUACAGAGAGAAGAAAACCGUUUUAAAAGUCAGUGAUAAACCCAGCAAUGUGAAUUUGUUAAGAAAACACUUUGAUUCUAAAGAUGAUCUGCCCAAACGACGAAUUAUUCCGAAAGCAUUGAACGAACGAAGCAAUUCUAGUGCUGAAAUUAUUUUAAACAGGUGUGCAAAUCAUCGCGAUUAUGUUAAUAUUACAGCUUUAUAUACGGAACCAAUACCAAAAAACCAACGGCCUAAUGCUAUACACAACAUGACAACUUUGAAAAUAUCUGACAAGAGUAACAAGACUGAAGUGCUAAAUGUACAAAACGCGCACAAUUCGACCGCAAUUAGUGAUGACAUCAAUUACAAAUUGGAAGCUUUAAGUGACACAUUGAAAUCAGCACUGAAAAAACCAUUACCAUCAGGCCCAGCACCACAAAAACCACCACGAACCUUCAUGCAUCAAUCUUCAACUACAUCACCUGUUACAUCACAAACCAAUUCACCAGUAAUGGUAAACAACGCCCGAAAAGAUUUUGCUGCCAAGUUGAAUGUCAAUUUACAGAAGAGUUUGACACUGAAAGCAAACAACAAUCAUUCCAGAAGCAAUAAUACCAGUAUUACCAAACCAGACCCAAAAUACAUGCUUGACAAGCUAGAAAACGCUCUCAAAACGAACCGAAUAAAGAAAAACGCGCGUCCGGUGAAUUCAGAUGACAGACGAUUGCAGGACUUGAAUGCGCAGACGUCGCGCUCGAAACUUAAUUUAAAUUGUUUACAUUCGUUGAAUUGCACGAAUAACACAUACGAACGAUUGCCAGACUUAAAUAAUGGCAAUAGUAGUAAUAAAAGAGGCGAUGAGCCUGUCUAUGCUGAACCAUUUGCUUUCCUAAGGGCAACGCAUGCAGAAAAACCAAAUCAAUGUGAUAUAAACAACGGCAAUACCAGUAAAACCAACAGGAACAGUCUGUACUAUAUGAGUACACCCAUUGGCUCCGAAUCGACGCCGCUGCUGAACAAAGCCGCCGACACCCAGUUCCUGGACGCAGCGCGCAAAACCGACGAUGAGAUCGCGAUGUGCGACACGCCGUCCUCCUCGUCGCGCUCCUCAUUGGAUGAGCCGCCAUUGAAAAUCAAGGAUCUCAUCAAAUCCUUUGAAGAUAGCAACUCUUCAUCACCGCCGGUGCAUCCGCCUGCCGAUCGUGUUGAAAAACUGGAAAAACAGUUGAGACACACACUGGAGCAGAGCUUUAAUGAUUCGGGUGGUGUUGGUGCGCCGCUGAUUACAAACAACAACGAUACGGAAGAUAAACGGCAAGAUGAAGCGAUGCUGGGGAAAUUCGAAACCUACGUGCGAACGAUCAAAAUGAUCACGCAGUCGCGCCAGAAACACCAACAGAGACAGAUGUAUCAUUGCUGUAUGCUGGUCACUUUGUGCGAUAAGGUGCCGUAUAUCAAGUUUAAGUAUCCGCCAAAUGCCAAAUUACCUAAUAGUAUAGCGAAUCUCGUCUUCCCGGACUCAACAUGCUUUGACAGUGGCCCCAAAGCGCAGUGCUACUCGAUUGUGAUCACCAACGAUGAUGGCGAGCGAAUUUACGGAUAUUGCAGACGCGUUCUCCCUGAAGAUUCACAAAACUGCCUGCCUUUAGCUUACUGCAUUCUGAGUCGCAAUCGUGCGCCGCGGUUUUACAAUCGCAUUUUGGAGGAAAUUGAAUCUCGACAUGGUAUACCAGAUAAAGACCGUGAUAUUCUCCUGCAAGAGUUCUACCUGAAAUGUUUUCCCAGUCCGGGAGACGCGGUUUCCUUCCAGAUAAAGUUCUCGGAAGAGAAUCCUCUGCAUCAUUAUGCGUUAGUCAAUGGCGGUGUACGAAAUGGCGUCACAGAGAAAAAUGGUGGAGUAGAACAUGUGGAUAUUGUUUUGCAUCAAGAUGCUAGACAUAAAGAAAAUGAUCUGGAGGAGUUGUGUCAGUGUUUGGAAGAUACCAAUUUGUUAUUAAAAGUGUUCGCGUCGUUAUUAUUAGAGCGUAAGGUUAUUUUGCUGAGUGGUCAAUUGGGCAGAUUAUCGACAUGCAUGGAAGCACUGCAGAAUAUUCUUUACCCAUUCUCAUGGCCACACACGUUGAUACCAGUAGUUCCCAGGGAUUUAUGGGAAAUAGUCGAGGCACCAACGCCAUUAAUUUGUGGUGUUCUCUCAGUUAAUGUUGUUAAGGAGCAUGAAAUCAACGACGCGAUUGUAAUCGAUCUCGAUCACGGGCGACUCUUACAAGAUGUCGGCGAUGAAAUGAGUAUCCUACCCAGAUGCCUCAUCAAAGAAUUCAAAGAUGGACUUGCUUUGGCCAAGGUCCACCGUAGUUCGCCUAAUAAAGAAAAGCGUAGCAUUUAUAACGUUCUAUUGAGCGAUGCAUUCCUGCGUAUUUUCGUCCAUAGCUGCGGCCAUUACAAAGACUACCUGAGCGAUGAAGGCUUUGACUUGGAAGGAUACAUUCAGCGUCCUAAAAAGACGAUACAACGCUUCCUGAAAUGGUUCACACAAACGUCCAUGUUCUCCACGUUCGUGGAAAACAUCAUCGCCGAUAAAAACUAUUAUAAAAUCUUCGAGAGUCGCACGAGGAUUUACCGAGCGCAAGAUGCUACCACCAUUUUGGAAAAGAUGAAAGAAUGGCGACGAGACUAGCAUAGAUUAAUGCAGGAAUGUGUUAUUAUGACCAGAUUAUUAUCAUGGGCUACCGUUAACGCCUGCGUUUGUUAUAUUUUAUUAUUUAAUAAAAAAGAGAGUAUAAAUUA